AUGAAGUUUGGUCACGAUUUCAAGGAAUCUCUUCGAGCUCAAGAUUUUCCCGCUCAUUGGGUUGAUCAUGCAAUUCCCUACAGUCAGCUUAAAAAAUGUCUCAAGAAAGUCGCCCGUGAGCUGCAUGAGCUUGGACUUGAUCCUGAGACGUUGCGCGAACUUUUGAACCCCGACGCAACGUCUCCUGUGGCCUUGAAGUAUAAGCUUAACGACGGCAGCGAUUCUCACCUGCGCCCAAAGCUUACCGUUCAGGUCCAUCUACAGGAUGGUGUCCCCAUCGACGCUUCGCUUGCACCAAACUCGCGCGACUUUCUUAAUAAGAUUGCCAUUAAUUUGCCCCAAAAUCAGUGGUCGCACGCGGGACAUACUGCCAAGCCGCAAACCCACGACGAUGUGCAAGGUGUCGCAUCACCCGAUACCGUUGCUGAGACUGCCGUCGCACCCUCUACCGAAACAAUCGAUGCGCUUGCCGACCAAGCUAACGAGAAACUUGUUAUAACGCUGGCCGAUGAGAAGGUCAAUGCCGUCGAAAAAACAGUGGCCGAUGCUGAGCAGCACAACCCUUCCGCCGCGACCCAAAAUCAUGUCUCCAACGAAACCACGCUCAAUCCGUCCCCAGCCGAUGUGACCACAGGAGUCUACGAAAUCAUCGAAGUUCCUCUCACUUUCGAUGCUGAGUUCUUUGAAAUGCUCCAGAGCGACGUGAAUCAUCUGGAUGCUCUACAAACAGAGGAAGAGAAGACCAUGACCUCGGAAAUUGUUGCCCUUGGAAAGGAAGUUGAACAAGUGGUGAAGCCGAAACGUUUCUCCAAGACCGAUCUGGCACGUUGGCGACAAAUCUUCGAGCUUUAUCUGGACGCCGAAAUAUUCUUUGCUACCCACGAGCAGGAUCACGGACAACGCACAAGCCAAAAGGCUCUGAAGCAGCUGCAAUGGUUUCAGGACCAGGUGACCAAGCAGAAUCUGGUUCAGGACUUCAAGCUCCCUGAGAGUAAGGCGGCCUUCACUCGCUUCAUCAACUUGAAUGCGUCUCUUCUCAAGAACAUGCAAUUCCAAGAGCUCAACAAGACAGCUGUUGCCAAAAUCCUCAAGAAAUUCGACAAGCGGACGGCAUUGGGCGUUGCAAGGAAGUUUCCUACCGUCGUUCACUCUGACAAGCUCCUAGCAGGCACUAUCGCCCGGGACGUCUGCGCACAAAUGUCGCAAGAGCUUGUCUCCAAAGUUCCUCAGCUCAAUGAUUACCUUUGUCCAGUCUGUUUCUCGGUGGCAUAUAUGCCAGUCCGUCUAGACUGCCAACAUGUCUUCUGCAUUCGCUGCGUCAUCAAGAUCCAACGUCGAAAGGAGAAGCAUUGCCCGUUGUGUAGAGCAGAUGUCGUUUUGAAGGCUUCGGCCAUGAACCUUGACUACGAACUUCAAAAGUACAUGAAGAAGUACUUUGCAAAAGAAGUAAAAGAAAAAGAGAGGGCAAAUGAGAUUGAGCGGGGUAUUGAGGAUUACGGACCUGGUUAUGUCCACCAGGAAUGUUGCAUAAUGUGA
Molecule: messenger RNA, 1536 nt
Organism: Fusarium pseudograminearum CS3096
Lineage: Eukaryota; Fungi; Ascomycota; Sordariomycetes; Hypocreales; Nectriaceae
Exons: 4
Coding region: 1-1536 (511 amino acids)
Source: RefSeq, a predicted model, not a curated record